GUCUUCUUGGAGAAUUUGUUCAUCUUCAGUGAUGAGGUGAAGAAAGAGCUGCCGGAGGAGAGUGACAAGUUCGUCGGCAUCGACAUGGAUGUCAAGGAGAUCUUGAUGAACGGAUUCCAGGUCAAAGCCACAAAGGACUUCUGCAAUCAAGGAAACAUCUUCCAGAAGCUGGAGAAGGUCCAGGGAGCUCUGGAGAUGUGCCAGAAGGCACUGAACGAGUUCAUGGACAGCAAGAAGCGGGCCUUCCCCCGCUUCUACUUCAUGUCCUCCAACGAUCUGCUAGAUGUGCUGAGCAACGGCAACCAGCCGGCCAAGGUGAUCCCUCAGUUCCCUAAGUUCUUCAUCGCCAUCGACAGCUACACGCUGGAGUUCCCGGACGGAGAGGACAACCGGCCGCACGCCGUCGGCAUGAGCGCUUGCGUCGGAAAGGAGUACGUUCCGUUCCCGGAGCCACUGCCGCUGCUGGGCAAGGUCGAGUCCUACCUCGACAAGUGCAUCGAGUGGUUCCAGAAAGCCUUGAAGUUCUUCGCCAAGCAGGACAAGGAGAAAUACUUCACUGAGGGCUGUAUGGAGGACGGCACGAAGCGAGGUGAGUUCAUUGCCAAGAGCCAGGCCGCACAGUGCGCUCUGCUGGUGCAGCUCAUCACUUGGGUGAUGCUCGUGGAGACGGGCUUCCAGGGUGCUCAGGAUGGCAAGGAGGAGGCCGUGAAGGAAGCCUGGGAGGAGAGCCACCGUUUGCUGCUGAGCUUGAUUGAGAAGACCAUGACAAACUUGGACAAGCCUACAAGGCAGAAGAUCAUGUGUGCCAUCACUCUGGAUGCCCACAAUCGUGACGUCCAGGAGCGUCUGGUCAUGGAGAAGGUGAAUACCAAGGAUGCUUUCCAGUGGCAGAGCAUGUUGAAGUGCUACUGGAAGGAGGACGUCGACGAUGCAUCCAUGGAGAUCGCAGACGCCAAGCUGCCCUACGGCUACGUGCCUUGCCUGAGUGACCCUCUGGUCGAGAAGACCUUCGACCGGUUCCUGCAAGAACAGCCGAAGGAGCUGGUUGACUUCUCCGAAGGUGGCAUGACCUUUCGGGAGAUCAUGCACCGCAUCAAGGUGGACCUGGGACCGCCGAUUCCAUCCUUGGAGCGCUUUGAGAAGGAGGUCACGCGCUUCGAGCACCUGAAGCAGGAGCUGUCUAUGAAGAAGACCCCCACAGAUAUCCAUUGGCUCCGCAUCGACGCGCAGCCCGUGAAGGUGACCUUGGUGAAUUGCGCCCGGAAGUGGGAAGAGAAGUUCACCGGCUUCUUACGUGGCUUUCUGGAGGACCGCAUUGCCUCGCUCAGCGCCUUCAUUGACUCGGUGAGGACUGGCCUGGGGCCGCCUUCGGCCGCCGAGAACCCGGAGGACGAGCGCCUGCUCUACCAGACGAUGACGAAAAUCCGCGAUGUGAAGCUGGCACGCGGCGCCAUGCAGAGGUUAUUCCACCCCCUUCGUGAGCAGGUGCAGAUGUUGAAGAAGCACGCUCGUGCUCCGAUUUCAGAGGAGCGAUGGAACAAUCUGGAGCAAGCGCCCGCACACUGGGCCGAGGUCGACCGGGCUGCCUUCAACGAGAAGGAGAAGAUCUUGCCUUUGCAAAACCAGGAGAUGCAGAAGAUCCGCGUGAAGAUCGAGGGCUUCCGGGAGGACGUGCGGAACUUCCGGUUCGAGUUUCUUGAGCGCUGUCCUUUUGGAAGUGAGCAUGCGGUCACUGGCUCUUAUGACAAGAGUUAUGCGAUCAUCAACGAGUAUUACGGCAAGACGAUGGAGAUCCAAGCGCGCGCCGAGCAGUUCAACGAUCUGGAGCUCCUCUUUGACAUGGCCAUGUCCGAUUACAGGCCCUUGAACGAUUGCCUGAACAAUCUGAUCCUCUUGAAGAACCUUUGGGACUUGAUCGUCUUGGUGCGCGAGACCUUCUCAGCCUGGUACACCGUGCCCUGGGAGAAGAUCGACACAGGGCAGAUGCUGGUCACCGUGCGCGAGCUCGCGCAGCAGGUUCGAAGCGCUCAGAAGGGGCUCCGAGCAUGGCCGCUCUAUGCUUGGAUCCAGGACGAGGUGAAGAACAUGUCGGCAGCACUGCCGCUGGUCAAUGAACUUCACUCGGACACCAUGCGCGACCGGCACUGGGCCUUGCUCAUGGCCGUCACCAAAAAAACCUUCGAGAAGGGGCCAGAGUUCAGCUUCCGGCACCUUUUGGAGCUGGAGCUGCACCACUUCUCGUCUGAUGUCUACGACAUCGUGGACCAGAGUGUCAAAGAAGCCAAGAUUGAGGGGAAGUUGGAUGGCAUCCGCAAGACUUGGUCCAAGAUGAGCGUGGAUUUCGACAACGGCCGCGAGGACUGUCCUUUGCUUGCAGACCUUUCGGAGGUGCUGGAGCGGUUGGAGUCGGACUCCUUAGAGAUGCUGUCCAUGGCCUCGCAGGGCCGGUUCAUCGAGUUCUGCAAGCCCACAGUGGACGAGUGGAGCGAGAAGCUUCAAACGGUUGAUGCGGUCCUGCAGGUCUGGCGGAAAUUCCAAGUGAACUGGUGCCGCCUGGAGCCCAUCUUCAUGCAAAGCGACGACAUUCGAUCACAACUCCCGGAUGACUCAAAGCGUUUCGAGCUCUUGGACAACAGCUGGAAGGAUCUGAUGAUGGAGGCGUCCAGGUCGUCUCUGAUUGUGGAGAUCUGCAUGGCCGAGGGCCGCGCGCAGACCUUGGCCGAUAUCAGCGAUGCUUUGGAUACCUGCGAGCGCUCGUUGAACGAUUAUUUGGAGCAGAAGAAGAAGUAUUUUCCACGGUUCUACUUCGUCGCCAACGGGGCCCUGCUGGACAUCCUCUCCAACGGCAACAAGCCCUUGAAGGUGGCCGAAUACUUGGGCGACGUCUUUGAUGGGAUCCGCACCCUGGACUUCUCCAAAGACCCUCAGUUCGGCCGCAUCGCCUGCGGCCACCGGGCCAAAGACGGCGAGGAGAGCGUGGGAUCGAAUCGUGCACAGUUCGUGGCCUGGCCGUCCGAGACGGGCCCCUUCCAGCUGGAGGGCCCCGUGGAGCAGUACUUGUCGGGCCUCGAGGCCCACGUUCGACUGGCGCUUCGAGAAAUCUUGGAGCAGGCGCGGACCUCUGCAGAAAGCUGGGAGGUAGGCGACAGGCCUCGUGAGACGUGGCUAGACGAAUACUGUGCCCAGCUGAGCCUCUUGGCCACUCAGAUCAUCUGGACGGAGGAGACGGCGCGGGCCUUUGAGGACAUGGAGGCAGGCAGCGAGACGGCCAUGCGGGACUACAAGCGGGUGAACGACGAUCGGAUUGACAAGCUUAUUCGAAGAGUGCAGAAAGAAUCCGACAAGGAAUUGCGCACAAAGGUCAUCACCAUCAUUACCAUCGACGUCCAUUCCAGAGACGUGAUUGAAUCGUUUGUCCUUCAGAAAGUGAACGAAGCGAAUGACUUCAGGUGGGGAUCUCAACUCCGUUUCUACUGGCAGAUGUGCCCUCCAGGCCUGAACCUGGUGUCCUUCACCCCAGCACAGCAGAAGACGUGCUUGAUCCGGAUCUGCGACUGGGCCACCUGCUACUCCUACGAGUAUGUGGGCAACGUUGGGAGGCUGGUCAUCACCCCUCUAACGGACCGAUGCUACAUCACUCUGACGCAGGCCUUGAACCUUUGCCUCGGAGGUGCUCCCGCGGGGCCGGCCGGGACCGGGAAGACGGAGACCACGAAGGACUUGUCGAGGGCCCUGGGCCUGCCCAUCGUCGUGUUCAAUUGCAGUGACCAGAUGACCUACCAGACCACGGCGCAGAUUUUCAUGGGCCUUGCCCAGGUUGGCGCCUGGGGCUGCUUCGAUGAGUUCAACCGAAUCUCCAUCGAGGUUUUGUCGGUGGUUUCCACACAAUACAAGUCUGUCUUGGAUGCCAUCCGUGCGAACAGCAAGACCUUCCUCUUUGUGGAUGAGGAGCUGCGCCUGAUCAAGACCUGCGGCGCCUUCAUCACCAUGAAUCCUGGUUAUGCUGGCCGCACUGAGCUGCCUGAAAACCUCAAGGCCCUGUUCCGGUCAGUGGCGAUGAUCGUUCCGAACCUGAAAUUCAUCUGCGAGAACAUGCUCAUGUCCGAGGGCUUCACGAUCGCGCGGCUUUUGGCGCACAAGUUCGCAGUGCCCUCAGAGCCUGUGUCUGAGAAGUUUCGCUUGGCGAGAGAGCAGGUCACGCUCUAUUCGCUCUCGAAGGAGUCUCGGAGAGCGCCAGUGGGCCCGUGGGUGCACGCGGGUUCACUGCAUCCGCCGGGGGAGGAGCUGCUCUCGAAGCAGAUGCACUACGACUGGGGCCUGCGAGCGGUGAAAUCCUUGCUUCGCCAGGCGGGGUCUUUGAAGGGCAAGGAGCCAGACAACGACGAGAACGUGGUCCUUUGCAGGGCCCUGCGCGACUUCAAUCUUCCGAAGAUCACUACGCAGGACAUGCCCAUCUUCCAGCGUCUGAUACAGGACCUGUUCCCAGGCGUGAAGGCGAAGCCCUUCCUGGAUCCAAAGUUCCGAAAGGUCUGUGAGGACACGGUCAAGGCGCGGGGGGGCGCCGGCGCCGGUGCCGGCCGCUCCAAGGGCUCCAAGUUCCUUCUCUUCUGGCCUUCGAGGCACGGGGGCUCCAGCCGGAUCCAGGCGCAAUUGGAGCCGCUGGUUCUUCGCAGGGUGCUUCGAUGCGCUGUGGCACUUCCCAGAGGUUUCUUGGACAAAGUGGUGGAUUUCCUGGACAUCUUGAAGGUUCGGCAUUGCUGCUUCAUUAUCGGGCCCACUGGCGCCGGGAAGACGGAGAUCUGGCGAUCCUUGGAAAUGGCACUGAUCGCCAUCGGUGAGGACUGCAAAUGGGAGCAGGUGAAUCCCAAAGCCAUCACCGCCGAUGAGCUCUACGGAACCAUCGAGAAGGGGGAGUGGAAGGACGGCGCGGUCUCCGUGAUCAUGCGGAACAUGAGCAAGGAGAUGAACGGCUACAAGGCAAGCCACUUGCACAAGUGGGUGGUGCUGGACGGCGACAUCGACGCCACCUGGAUCGAGUCCAUGAACACCGUCAUGGACGACAACAAGGUGCUGACGUUGGUGAGCAACGAGCGGAUCCCUUUCACGCAGACCAUGCGGAUGCUCCUUGAGAUCCAGGACAUGAAGCACGCGAGCCCGGCGACCGUGUCUCGGGGCGGUGUCCUGUACAUCAACGAGAGCGACGUGGGCUGGAAGCCUUUUGUGGAGAGUUGGCGAGAGCAGAUGGAUCCGGUGGCCCAGAGCACCUUCUAUAUGCUCUUCACGCACCAGUUUGAGGCGAACAUCGAGCAGCUUCGGAAGAACUUCGAGUUCACGUGCCCGAUCCUGGACAUGGGCUUUGUGCAAACGGUGACCUGCCUGCUGGAUGCCCUUCUGAUGAUCGGAGCUGGAGCAGGCACUUUGGGCAAGGACGGAGAAGGCAAGAACACGACAUUGGAGCUCUUGCGGACCAUGCCGACCGAGGAGCAGAAGCUGUGCUACGAGAGUUUCUUCACUUUCGCCCUGAUGUGGACCCUGGGUGGCGCGGUCGCCGACGACAAGAUCGUGAACCACCGCCGCGCAUUCAACGCCACCCUGAGGUCUAUGGCGCGGGGAGUCAAGCUGCCGGAGUUCGGAGAGUGCUUCGACUUCCGCUUCGAUGUGGCCGCCAAGGAUUGGGUGCACUGGGAGACCAGCGUGAAGAAGUACGAGCCCGUCACUGAAGUGCUUUACCAGAACAUCAUUAUCAGUAAUGUCGAGCUUGAGCGCAUGAAGCAUCUCCUGGACCUCCAUGUGAAGCGGCAGAAGCCGAUGCUGCUGGUGGGUGUCGCAGGAACGGGCAAAACCACCAUAGUCAAGGUCAAAGUGAACAGCGAGAUGAACUCGGCCUCCAUCAACCUCAACAGCUACACCACCUCUGCGGCACUGCAGGGCAUCAUCGUAGGCUGUCUGGAGAAGCGCUCCGGCCACACCUUCGGUCCACCGGGUCACCGCCGUUGCAUCCUUUUCGUGGAUGACCUGAACAUGCCCUACGUUGACAGCUACGACACGCAGAGCGCCAUCAUGUUGCUGACCCAGGUGCUCUCCUACGGGCAAGUCUACGACCGGGAGCGGCUGGACGAGAAGAAGACCAUCGUGGACCUGCUCUUCACCGCUUGCAUGAACCCCAAGGCAGGGAGCUUCAUGAUCAACGGACGACUGCAGCGGCGCUUCACCGUGGCCACCACCUAUGCCCCCGGCAUCCAGGUGAUCUCGGGGAUCUACACAAAGGUCUUGGGCCGACACCUCGAGGCCUUCGGGCAGCAGACGCAGCGCACCACGGAGCCCAUCGUGAACGCCACUGCCGAGGUUUUGGCAUCCAUCCAGAACUCCGCUUCCUUCCUGCCUUCCGCAGAGAAGUUUCACUACCAGUUCAACCUGAAGGCUGCGACCGGCUGUGCCGAAUUUGUGCGACCUGCCCGGCCCGGCCCGGCCCGGCCCGGCCCUCCUGCGGCCGCGCAUCGCAUCACGUCGCGCCCGGAGGACAUCUCCAACCUCUUCCAGGGCUUGCUGAGCACGAACAGCUCGGUCUUCCGGGACCCGGGCGGCCCCACACGCUUCCUGAGGGCAUGGGGCCCCAGCGAGCAGAGAGCAGCAGUGCCCUCGUCUUGUUUGUCCUCUUUCCUUCCCUCUCUCCUUCAUCUCUCCUUCCUCUUUCCCGUCUUUCCCUCUCCUUCCUCGGUCUCUUCUUCUCACCUGGAGGUCUGGCUGCACGAGUGCCAGCGCGUCUUCUCCGAUCGCCUCGUCUUGGAGUCGGAUGCCAAGGAGCUGCAGGUGAUGAUCGAGAAGGCGGUGUCGAAGUGCUUCGUGGGCGUCGGAGCGGCCUCGAACCGCGAGGAGCUCUUCCAGCAGCCGCUCGCGUGCACCUCCUUCGUCUCCGAGGCCUCCGGGGAGCAGCAGUACCUUCCGGCGCGGGACCUCCAGCAGAUCCGGCAGGCAGUGGAGGCCAAGCUGGCAGCCUACAACACGGAGCAUGCGACAAUGAAUUUGGUGCUCUUCGACGAUGCAGUGCUCCACGUCUGCCGCAUCUGCCGCAUCACGGCGAAUCCCUGCGGCAGUGCUUUGUUGGUUGGCGUGGGAGGGAGUGGCAAGCAGUCCCUGGCGCGCCUGGCCUCCUUCAUCAACCGCCAGGAAGUCUUGAGCAUCCUCGUGAACCAGCACUAUGGCUUGCCGGAGCUCAGGACGGACCUCCAGGCCUUCUACAAGAAGGCCGCGGUGAAGCCAGCAACUCCGCAGGCAUUUCUGUUGACAGACAGCCAGAUUACGGAUGAGCGGUUCCUGGUGUUCAUCAAUGACAUGCUCUCGAGCGGCAACAUCCCCGAUCUCUUUGCUCGCGAGGAAUACGACAACAUCUUCUCGGGCAUUCGGAACGCUGCAAAGUUUGCGGGCUAUCUGGAUGACCGGGAGUCCCUCUUCCAGUACUUCCUGGACAAAGUCCGCUCGAACCUGCAUCUGGUCCUCUGCCACUCCCCCGUGGGCUCCGCCUUCCGGAUCCGCGGGCGCAAGUUCCCGGCGCUGAUCAGCUGCAUGGCGCUGGACGUCUUCCACGCCUGGCCUCGCGACGCGCUGAUCGGCGUGGCCGACCGCUUCCUCCUGAAACUCCGGGACCGAAACAUCGAGAACGAGGAGACCCUGCAAGCCAUCUCCCACCACGCCGCCGAAGUUCACAUCUCCAUCUACCAGGCCAACCGGCGAUACCUGGAAGAGGAGCGGCGCUUCAACUCGACGACCCCCAAAGCCUUCCUGGAGUUCAUCGGCUUCUACGCACCUCGGAGAAAGAAGAGGGCGAGAAUCGGCGCGCGGAACGCGGAAGCGACAGGAUACUCAGUCCCAGUUUUGGUGGAGGUCCGGAUGUUGACGUCCAAGCAAGCCAGCGUGGAGCUCAACGUCUCGAGACUCGAGCGGGGCCUGGCCAUCAUGCGCGACGUCCAAGAUGGCGUGGCAGAUCUGAAGCAGGAUUUGGAGAUGACACUCCGACAGGUUGACGAGAAGAAGGUGGCCACGGAAGAGCUGAUCAAGCAGGUGACUGCAGCGUCUCAAGUGGCGGCGGUGGAGAAGGAGGCAGCGCGAUUGGAGCACGGCAAGUGCGAGGCUCUGGCUGCCGAGGCCAUGCGCAUGAAGGACCAGGCGGAUCAAGAGCUUGUGGAGGCUCUGCCGGCCAUGGAGAAGGCCAAGGCGGCCGUGGACUGCCUGGACAAGACCUCCAUCCAAGAGCUGAAAGCUCUUGGCAAGCCUCCGCGGGAGUGCGUCGACGUGGUGGCCGCUUGUGGCUUCUUGCUGAGACAGGAAAAGCGAAAAUUGGAUUGGAAAGGCUGCCAAAAAAUGAUGCAGUCUCCCCAGCAGUUCAUUGAUGAUGUGAAGGUGUUCAAUGCCGAGAACAUCCCAGAGCAGGUCCUUGCGAACACCGACGCGUUGAUCGGAGCUGACUACUUCAACUUCGAGUCGAUGAAAAAUAAGAGCGUUGCGGCUGCCUACCUCACCAACUGGGCAGACGCCUCAGCAGUGCGACAUGUCGGCGUGCGUGCAGCGCUCGCCCAGCAGGUGGUGAACAUCGUGACCUACAACAAGAUCUACACGAAGGUUGCACCUCUGAUGGAGAAGGUGAAAGUGGCCCAGGCCACCACAGAUGCUGCCAAGCUGCAGCUGCGGGAGGUCGAGAAGAGGGUUGAGGCAGUGGAGGCCAGCUGUGCCCAGCUCGACAAGCAGCUCAGCGACGCGACCUCUGAGAGGGAGAGGAUGGAACGGCAGGCCGAGAGCUGCGUGCAGCGGCUGAGCACAGCGGAGCGGCUGGUCUCUGGUUUGGCCGACGAGAACGAGCGUUGGGCCACAACUGUGGUCGAUCUCCGAGAUCUCGGCUUGCGGCUGAUAGGCAACUGCAUGCUGGCCAGCGCCUUCGUCGGCUACGCCUCGCCCUUCUCUGCAAGGCUGCGGCAGGAUUUGUGGCAGCAGGCUUGGAGCCAGGACCUGAAGCAACGGGAGAUCCCCAUGACCCAGAACAUCGACCCGCUGGCUGUGCUGGCCACGGAUGCCGACGUGGCCGGCUGGAUGAACGAGGGGCUGCCAGCAGAUCGGGUCUCGGUGGAGAACGCCUCGGUGGUGACCUGUUGCUCGCGCUGGCCGCUGCUGGUGGAUCCUCAGCAGCAGGGAGCCCGAUGGAUCAAGCAGCGUGUGGGCGAGGAGCUCUCGGUGAUCCAGCUCUCCAUGUUCAAGUGGCUGGAGAGGGUUGUCGGCUGCGUGCAGACCGGUGGCCAGCUCCUCAUCGAGGCACUGGCUGAUGAGAUUGAUGCCGUCCUGGAACCUCUCUUAUCCAGAGCAGUCAUCCAGCGGGGGAAGCAAGGCCACGGCCCCAUGUUCCUGAAGCUUGGCCCGGAUGAGAUCGAAUACGACCCGAAGUUCCAGCUGUACCUUCAGUCCAAGCUGCCGAACCCCCACUUCCGCCCCGAGGCCAAAGCUUCAAAG
Messenger RNA from Symbiodinium sp. CCMP2456, 9495 nucleotides. NCBI's taxonomy places the organism in Eukaryota, Dinophyceae, Suessiales, Symbiodiniaceae. The record is from the annotation of a GenBank genome assembly.